Ylistrum balloti is the source of this 1472-nucleotide messenger RNA. RefSeq names its product tRNA wybutosine-synthesizing protein 5-like. Gene Ontology annotation, molecular function: 2-oxoglutarate-dependent dioxygenase activity; calcium ion binding. Bases 1 to 1233 code for a protein of 410 amino acids. The transcript is spliced from 10 exons. Lineage: Eukaryota; Metazoa; Mollusca; Bivalvia; Pectinida; Pectinidae. The record is from RefSeq and is a predicted model, not a curated record.
AUGGAACAUCCUUUUGCAUUGUUUGUCAUCUUAAUCAUACUGAUGUGUACUCACAACAUAAUCAUAGCUGAUCUAACAAAAGCACCUGGACACUUGAAACCUUUUGGACAAGGAAGACCGAUGGUUGAAGUUGAAGAAACGGACAUUAUACCCGACCCCGAAACGUUUUGGAAAGCUUAUGUUUAUGCUCUUAAACCUCUUAAAAUGAAAGGUGCCGCAUCAAUAUCACCUGCAUUUACAAAAUGGACAGACGAAUACUUUUUGUCACUCGACAUGUCAAAUGAAGAUACAGUGACAGUCGAAACGGUAAAGAAGGAAAGUAGACAACAAAAAAUACGUCAAAUGGACUUUCAGCAGUUUGUGCAAGACUACAACAAAUCCGAGAUUUAUAUGGUUAACGCAGUACCAAGGACGAUAUGUCAUGAUGUAGUUUUACCCUGUCCAAUUCAGUGUCAAUAUCUGGCCAAAACAGGACUUGUUGAGGCGCUGAUGUGGUACAGUAGUGGAGGAACAAACUCUGUUGUACAUACUGACUCAGUAGACAACAUCAACUGUCUGUAUCGGGGCAAGAAGGAGUUCAUCUUGGUUGACCCUAGCAAGUAUGGAGACAAGGUGGACAUGGACCAUCCUGAAGGUUCCUAUUCUGCUGUGGAUGUAGACAGAGUCGACUACACAGUGUACCCAGGUCUGGCAGAAGUUGAUUUUAUACAUGUCAGUAUGGAGGCAGGCGAUUGUCUCUAUAUCCCAUACCGAUGGAUCCACCAAGUGCGUUCGUAUGGUAACAAUCUUGCUGUCAACAUCUGGUGGAAUCAUUACGUUGCAUCAGAGAUCAACCUUGACCUUUGUAAUGCCCAGUGUGACCAUGAGAUGACGUUGGAUCGUGUGGAGUUUAGGGGUUUUGGAGAAAUGACAAGUGUGGAUGGUAUAAGGGAUCAUUUUGAGUCCUUUUUAGGUGUAUCUAGUCGAGUUUCCUUUAAAAGAUUCCAAAGAGCUUUACUUGGGGAGGACAUUGACUUAUUGAAAGAGAGAAAUGCAGGGGACGAAUAUCUAUUGUACCUGAGACAGAUAUUCGCAUUACUAGAUGAAAACUCGGAUGACAUACUUACUAAACAAGAGCUUAAGGAUGCACCACCAGAGAACUGGACUCGGAUCCAAAAAGUGAUGAUGGAGAUGGAUAGUUAUUUGGACAGGACACUUGGUGUCCCUGAAGAUAGUCCACAUGAUGAAUUGUAAUGAGGACAUACACCAUAUCAACAACACCUCAGGCUAUAACAGUUGGACACCAUAUCAACAACACCUCAGGCUUUAACAGUUGGACACCAUAUCAACAACACCUCAGACUAUAACAGUUGGACACCAUAUCAACAACACCUCAGACUUUAACAGUUGGACACCAUAUCAACAACACCUCAGGCUAUAACAGUUGAACACCAUAUCAACAACACCUCAGGCUUUAACAGUUGGACACCAUA